This is a messenger RNA of Schistosoma guineensis, 1546 nucleotides long. Lineage: Eukaryota; Metazoa; Platyhelminthes; Trematoda; Strigeidida; Schistosomatidae. The record is from the annotation of a GenBank genome assembly.
CAGCUUUUUAAAUGAGGAAUAAUGUCAAAAACUGACAAUCGAUUAAUGACAUUUUUGAGACCUUCUGAUAAAAAUUUAGACGCAGCAAAGUUUUCGGAAAAUUUAAGUAGCCAGAAUGUGUUAGAUUUUGGCAAUGUAAAUGCUAUGGUAGUGAGAACAUCAAAUGACAAUAAAUACUGGAUUAUUGGCCUUUCGAAUGGCACAAUUGUUCUAUUAUCCACUGAAGAUAGUGAGAAGCAGACAAAUAAUUUCUAUACUUUGAACGCAGAUGGCGAAACUCUCCCUUGUUCAGAUUUACAGCCUGUCCCAGAACUCAAUGAUCGAAUUCAGGAUAACUGUCACCUAAUUUUAGCCGUGUAUGUUUCUGGUCAUGCACGCUUAUGGCAUUACACAGGAGCAAUGAAUUCAUCACGUCUCUUGGCAACAAUCACGGAAGAAAGGAUCAGUAACCCAUCUGAUGCUCCUGUGAGAACAAAUGCAGAAAACGUGAUGAAUCAGAUAUUAUCGUGUUCAUGUUCAUAUGAUGGUAAACGAUUUGUAACUGGUGGGGUUGAUUGUCAUUUAAGAGUUUAUGACAUGAAAUCUCGUAGAUGCUUGCGAAUGUGUAGUUCAAGUUUUACUAAGGAAAAAAUGGAUGGACAUGUAAUGCGUAUAUGUGCUGUGAAAUAUCAUCCACGUGGUGCUGUUUAUGAAGAUUAUGUGCAUAUAUUUAUUACCGGUGGUUGGGAUGAUACAAUACAAAUAUGGGAUGAUCGGUAUUUACAUUCUUUAUGGAUUUAUUAUGGUCCUCAUAUUUGUGGAUCAGAUGCACUGGAAAUCGAAUCAGAAUCAAAUCAUAUAUUAUCAAGUUCAUGGCGCCGUGAUAAAUCAAUUUUGCAAGUUUGGAAAUUUAAUGAAGAGCUUAUGAUUGAAUUUUAUAAUUCAGCUGAACAUCAAGGUGAUGAAUUGUCUAUACCAACUGGAAGGGAAAUCAUAAAUAAACAAACUGGAGCUUUAUACUACUGUAAACCAGUAGCUGAAAUACCUCAAGAUGCCUAUGAUGGACCGAGUAAAUUGUCACUUCUGAUUUAAGUGACCUUUCUUUGUUUGAGGUAAAAUUCAUUGAUACGGUUAUGUAGCAAAAUGGCUUGGACCAUAUUACAUAGCAUUCGGUGGGUCAGAUGCAAAUAUUCUAAAACUUAUCAGUCGUUUCACACUGAAUGUUGUUGGAUCAGUAACGGAAUUGACAAGUGGUAUUUAUUCAUUGGCCUUUAUUGAGCCAAAGACAAAUGAUAACAGUAACAAACGUAUGGUGCAAUUCGCAUUUGCCUCUGGUACUCGUGUUUACAUUGCACAAUAUGAACAAAAAUAAAUUUGCGGAGAUUUAUUUUUUUUAACCGACAACUAUUUACUGAAUUUUAUACUCAAAAAAUGGUUAUUUUUAUUCAUCUUUUUAAAAUAACUUUUGCAUUAGCAUAUGUUUUGCCGAUUGAAAUAAUAAUAUCGUUUUUCUUCCAAUUAACAGGAUAUACGUAAAUAAAAGACUCAAAUAUUUCCUUUCACUCAA